GCUUAUAUCUAUGAGAGUGAAUUGAGACUUAUUAAUCCUGACGUAUGCGCCUGUUACUUCAGGUCUUGGCAAACCGACUGCCUAAGUUCACACUUCAAACCCCUUCCGUUCAAUGAAACUUCCUGCCUUUGGCAUAGAUUUAUAUACAUACACUGUAUGUCAAUCCUCCUUUUUAGUACCAGUCACAUGGGUCUCAGUAUUAAGUCUCACGAGUAAUCCCCGCAAAUCUCACCCGCCACAAACAACCAUUCACCAUCCCCUUUUCUCCUUUUCUCCACACUAUUACCCAGCUUAGGUAAUACACCUACCUAACAUCGCAAUGAGCAUCUUCCUGGACUUCGACGGCACCAUCACGUCCCAGGAUACCAUCAACCACCUCGCCGACUUCGCGCUCGGGGUCCGCGCGUCCGAGGGCCACGACCUGAAGCAGGAAUGGGACCAAGUCGUCAAAUCGUACGUCGACGACCACGGCGCCCACGUCUCCUCCUACAGCCCGCGUCCGGACUCGCGGAGCUUGCCGGAGCACGAGAUUGAGUUUCUGAGGGACUUGAAGACCGUGGAGACGCGCUCGCUUGGCCGCAUUAAUAAUUGCGCGCUCUUCCGCGGGAUCCACCCGGCUACGUUUAGAGAAGCGGGGAGGCAGCUGGUAGAGCAGGGGACGGUAAAGCUGAGGGAUGGGUUUGCGAAGUUUGUGGAUGCGAGACGGAGGGAGGGGUGGCGGGUUUGGGUGCUGAGUGUGAAUUGGAGCUCGGCGUUCAUCGAGGGCGCGUGUGGCGAGUUGGAGGGCGUGGAGGUCAUAGCGAACGAUGUGAGAGAGGACGGGUCGAUUGCUGGGCCUAAGGUGUUGAAUGGCGACGGGGCCAAGGAACAGAGGAACUUGACGAACUCGCGCGAUAAGUUGGACGCCAUGGAAGCCAUACUCGAAGCAGAGGGAUUGUCCCGGAACCCGUUGAUAUACUUUGGCGAUUCCACUACGGAUCUGGAAUGCCUGCUUGCUGCGGACCUAGGGUUCGUUAUUUCGGAUAAGGAGGACUCAUCGCUAUUGAAGACUCUUAGGAGGAUAGGCAAGGAUGUUCCUCAUAUACGGGAUCACGAUCAGAGUACGGCAGGUAAGCUUGCAUGGACUUCGAAUUAUGAAGAUAUACCGGCGACUAGGUUUGUCCUGGAAAGGAGUAAAACAUAAAACAGAAAAAGAGUUCCUAGAUAUUUAUGGUGGUUUAAUCAUGCUUUCGACAGGGAAACUGCCAAAGAUACUUUGAGUACAUAUAAGUAAAUAGCGUUCCCUCUGUACGAAUUUAUUCGCGUACUAAGAUUGACGCAGGACUUAUAAGUUCUUACAGAAGACCAAGAAAAGCUAUUGCGUAGGGAUCACUCAAUAUGCGUGGUCCCUACAUAUCAAACAAUGAAAAUCUAUGAAAUACA
Molecule: messenger RNA, 1422 nt
Organism: Annulohypoxylon truncatum
Lineage: Eukaryota; Fungi; Ascomycota; Sordariomycetes; Xylariales; Hypoxylaceae
Product: HAD-like domain-containing protein
Exons: 1
Coding region: 320-1183 (287 amino acids)
Source: RefSeq, a predicted model, not a curated record